This is a messenger RNA of Amphimedon queenslandica, 4326 nucleotides long. RefSeq names its product ankyrin-3-like. Gene Ontology annotation, molecular function: protein binding. The coding region runs from base 1 to 4239 and encodes 1412 amino acids. The transcript is spliced from 9 exons. Lineage: Eukaryota; Metazoa; Porifera; Demospongiae; Haplosclerida; Niphatidae. The record is from RefSeq and is a predicted model, not a curated record.
AUGGCUAAGCUUGAAACAGGAACUCAGGAUUUUGUGGAUGUUUCUGACAAAGAACUAAGCAUCAAAGACUUCUAUCCUCUUUAUGAUAAAGUCAGACCACUCUCAGCUCAUUGGGAGCAGAUUGCUAUUUCAUUGCGUCUCAGAAUAGAUACUAUCAACAGCAUUGAAGCUAACUUUAGUGGAAAAGAUCUGUCAUGUCUACGUAAAGUUCUAGAGCAUUGGUUAAAGAAAGAUUAUGAUUACAAGACUAAUGAAAAAAGUGUCACUCCAGAAACAGACGAGGUAGCUAUGUCACCAGCAAGCACUGACAAAGCAACAGGUAUGUCCAAAUAUGGUUCCUCUGAAAAGAGCUUUGAAUUAACUAGCAAGCUAUAUGAUCUACAAGAUGAAUUUGAUGAGGCAAUUCGACUAACAAAAAAAUUAUUCAAAUCAAGUGAUCUACCUGAAAUCAUUGACUACCUCAUUACACACACAAUGUCAUUACUUGGUCCUAACAGGAAACAGCAAAAAACUGCUGAAGAAAUUGCUCAAGCAGUUAAAGAAGACUUUGAAUGCAUAGAAACAAUAUCGAAUCUAUUCACUGUACUACAAAACAAAUACAUAUCAUGGUUCAACUACAAACUAAUGAUAAAACUUGUUGGAGUAUUUUUACCCAAGAAUCGUUCAUUAAAAAGAACUUGGUCAACAUAUGAAGAAAAGUUAAAGGAUUAUUUUAUAAACAGUGGUGGACUAUUGAAAGAUGCUGAUGCUGUACAGUUUGGUGUAAAAGGUGUUCCUCCUGGUACACGAGUAAUGAUUGCUAAAGUUGACAGAGAUGACUACACACUGGAUGACAUAUUCUUUUUUCGUAGAUCAAUACCAAAAGGUUUGGAUAUUCCUGAAUAUGAUCUUUACUUCAGUUUUGUCCAUGAUGGGUCCCUUUGUUUGGGUUACCUCAUUCCUGAGUAUCUUUAUUCUUUAUUAUUUCCUCUAACUACAAAGCUACAGCAACAGUUAGCUAGUAUUGGUAUCACUGAAAUAACAUGUGGUGAAUAUGAUUAUAAAAAGUUAUCAGCAUUACAAGUGUCUAUGCAGUGUUCACCCAUUAGUAUUGAUAUAUAUGAUCCAUUAUUGUAUGAAAAUACCACUUGUCAAAGUGGAGAACUAGCAUUAGUCAACAAGCUUGAGUCGUUAAACCUCUUCUCACCAGAUUCAGUUACUAAUUUAGGACGAGGUAUACUACAUUAUACUUGUCGUUCUACAAAUGAGAAAAGCGUUGAUCUUUUAAAUUAUCUUUUAAAUCAAUAUCAAUUAUCCAUUGGUGUAAAGGAUCGAUAUGGUAUACAAAUUCCAGCUGGUAUUGUGUAUAGUAAACUAAUGACACAAAGUGAUGCACCAGUUAUUGAGAUUAUUAAUAGAACGCAAGUAGUACAAAAUAUUGAUUUCUUCAAACGAAAUGAAAGAGUUAAAAUGUUUUCUUCACUUCUAAAGAAAGCUAGCACUUGUCCUAACUUUGACAUCAAUGCCACUACAAAUGAUGCUAAUGAUGGUGAAUCUCCAGUACAUUAUGCUGCCUGGUCAGGUUCUACUAGUGUAUUAAGUUAUAUCAUAUCUCAGUAUAAUCUCAAUGCUAAUGAUACUGAUACUUAUGGUUGUACACCAUUAGUCUACUCCUGCUGGUCAGGUAGUAUUAAUUCUAUUAAAUAUCUUAUUAACAAUCAUAAAAGUGAUCUUAGUAUCACUGAUAAUGAUGGUAUGACAUGUCUUCAUCAUUCUUGUCGUCAUGGUCAUAUUGAUAUCACUCAAUAUCUCAUUAAAACAGAUAAUAAAGGACGCACAUUAGUACAUCAUGCUGCACAGAGUGGUAACUUUGAUUUAGUUCAGUAUCUUAUUACUGAACAAGGUUUGUCUCCUAAUGCUGUUGAUAAGAAUUGCCUCACUGCUUUACAUUAUGCCUCACUGUCUCUUAACUUGUCUCUUGUUAAAGAAUUAAUAACUACCUAUCAGUUAAAUCCUCAUCAAGCUGACAGUAAUGGUAAGCUACCAAUUCAUUAUGCUGCUGAAUCUGGAGACAUUUUACUACUGGAAUUAUAUGUAAAGGAUUACAAGUGUAGUUUGAGCCUAACAGAUAACAAAGGUCGGAAUGUAAUUCAUUUUUCAUCAUUAGAAGGUCACACUCACUUUAUCAAGCAUAUCACCAGUCAGCAUCCUCAAUACAUUAGUUUACUACACUCUACUGACAAUGAGGGUAGGAUACCGUUGCAUUACGCCUGUGAGAGUGGUAAUUUUCAAGUGGUCACAUUUCUAAUCAAUGAUAUGAAAUGUGAUGUCAAUGCUAAGAAUACACGUGACAGUACAUGUGUUUCAUUUGCCUGUGGAUCAGGUAAUCUUGAUCUAGUACAAUUACUAAUACAACAGUAUAAGCUUCAGCCUUUAGCUACUGAUAAAUAUGGUUUCACAACAUUACAUGCAGCAGUACAUUUUGGUCAUACUCAUAUACUGGAAUGGUACAGUCAGGAGUAUAGUGUGGAUAUUACUAAUCACACUAGCAAUAACAAGUACACACUAGCUCAUUCAGCUGCUUAUCAAGGUAAGCUACAUUGUCUACAGGAACUGAUCAACAAGUAUCAGUGUGAUGUUAAUGCCACUACUGUUACUGGUAGUACAGUUCUUCAUAAAGCAUGUGAAGGAGGCCAUGCUCCUGUUGUACUUUAUCUCACUAGUCUUCCUCAGUGUAAUUUAGCAGCUAAGACUUCUAAUGGAUCAACAGUUCUUCACAUUACCUGUAAGUACAGUGACUCUCUUCCUAUACUCAAACAUCUGGUAGAGAAUCAUAAAUUAGACCUGUCUGCUGUGAAUGAUGAAGGAAUAGAUUCUAUUUACUAUGCAUGUAGUAAUGGAAGAUUAAACUUGAUCCAGUACAUUAUAGAACACAUACCAUCAUCUCUUGAUCUACCUCACAAUAAGUAUGGUUUUACUCCAUUUCUUUUUGCAGUGUACUUCAAUCAGUUAGAAGUUAUUAAAUAUCUUAUUAGUAAGAAGUGUAAUCUAUCAGCUACUGAUGAUGAAGGGUCUGGAGCAGUUCACAUAUCAGUAGAGAGGGGUCACUUGAAUGUAUUGAAGUAUCUCGUUGAUAAUAAUUAUUGCAAUCCUAAUGCAACCAAUCAUCAAGACCGUACACCACUACAUGUUGCUGUAGCAGCUGAACAGUUUCAAAUAUUACAAUAUUUAUUAGAAAUUAAUUCAAGUUUACUUAUUAACUCAAAUGAUAAAGAUGGUGACACACCAUUACACUUAGCCUGUAUGAAAGGACAACAGAAAAUGGUAUCACUUCUAUCCAGGUUUACUAAUAUCAAUAUUACUAACAAGAAAGGACAGACACCAUUACACUUAGCAGUUGCCUCUGGUCAUAAGGAUACCGCUGAAGCUUUACUAUUUUUAGUCACUGGUAGUUCUACUCAUCAUGAUCUCCUUACAGCUACUGAUAAUGAAGGAUCCAAUGUAUUACAUACAGCUUGCAGUAAUGGCCAUAUUGAUGUGUUUCUUUACUUGUUUAGUAUUUAUCCUGAUGGCAUUAAUGUUUUGGAUAAUAGAAAGCGUACUCUACUUCAUGCAGCAUGUGAGGGUGGGAAUAUGAAGAUAGUACAACUUUUAAUUGACAACUGUGGACUAGACCCUGAGGCACAAGAUAAAGAUGGCAUUACUUGCAUGCACAUAUUGGCAGAAAGAGGCAAUACUACAAUAUUUCAGCACAUAAAGACUCAAGUAGCUUCUAACUACAUCCCUUGUGACGAUAAUGGUCGUACUCCUCUUCAUUAUGCAUGUCUCUUCAAUCGUAAUGAGAUGGCACUGUAUCUCAUUAAUAGUUGUCAUUAUAAUCCUGAUGAUCCUGAUAAUAAUGGAUACACUUCAGUUCAUGCAGCAUGUGAAGCUGGUAACUUUGACUUAAUAUUACAAUUUCUUACAGAGCUUUGCUGUAAUGCACUAGCUGAAACUCAUGACAAGAAAACUCUGCUCUAUUUUGCUAGUAAGAGUUCUAAUUUAGAGCUUGUUCGCUUUUUAAUUGAUGUAUUCAGUUUAAAACCUCGUCCACACGAUAUUGAUAUAGCUCAAUCAGUUAAUCCUGAUUCAUCAGUAGUUAAAUAUCUUCAAGAGAUCCAUUAUGAUUUAUUUCUUUUAGAACAAAGGAAAGUGAGUAGAUAUCAUGAGAAACUUGAAAGGCAACAGGUUGACCCACCAGGACAAGAUAUUGUAUCUUAAAUACAACUUCAUCACCAUAUUACCACCUUAUCAGUCCAUUGUAUGUAACCUAUCACCAUAUUACCAAUACACCAUCUUACUACAGCA